Molecule: messenger RNA, 5963 nt
Organism: Carassius auratus (goldfish)
Lineage: Eukaryota; Metazoa; Chordata; Actinopteri; Cypriniformes; Cyprinidae
Gene: washc4
Product: WASH complex subunit 4
Exons: 33
Coding region: 97-3618 (1173 amino acids)
Biological process (GO): endosome organization; endosomal transport
Cellular component (GO): WASH complex; endosome
Source: RefSeq, a predicted model, not a curated record
CAGCACAGCUGCCCCUCCCCGCACUGUGCAGUAACCAAACAGACCGAGCUAAUGGCAGCUCUCUGAAAACCCCUGUCUGUGUCGUUUUGUAUCACGAUGGCUGUGGAUUCAUUAUCUCCUGAUUGGGAGUUUGAUCGCUUUGAUGACGGGUCACAAAAAAUUCACACAGAAGUGCAGGUUAAAAACUAUGAGAAGUUCUUAGAGGAAUAUACCGCUCAGCUCCAGGGAAUUGAAGAAGCACUGGACGACUCUGUUGGAGAUGUAUGGGACUUCACUCUGGACCCUAUCGCUUUGAAGCUCCUGCCGUAUGAACAGUCCUCACUGCUGGAGCUCAUCAAGACUGAUAAUAAGGUGCUUAAUAAAGUUAUCACAGUGUAUGCAGCUCUUUGCUGUGAAGUUAAAAAGCUGAAAUAUGAGGCUGAAACCAAGUUCUACAAUGGCUUGUUGUAUUAUGGUGAAGGAGUGUCAGACACUAGUGUGGUGGAGGGAGAGUCUCAGAUUCAGAUGGGCCGCUUCAUUUCCUUCUUACAGGAGCUGUCUUGCUUUGUGUCGCGCUGCUUUGAAGUGGUAGUCAACAUGGUUCACCAGCUGGCUGCUUUGUACAUCAGCAACAAGAGUGCGACAAAAAUUAUUGAGUCCACAGGUGUACACUUCCAGACUGUGUACGAGCAUCUGGGAGAACUUCUGGUGGUCCUCAUCACCCUGGAUGAGAUCAUGGAGAACCAUGCCACACUGAAAGAUCACUGGAGGAUGUACAAAAGGUUACUGAAAUCUGUCCAUCAUAACCCAGCUAAGUUUGCCAUUCCAGAGGAGAAACUAAAACCCUUUGAGAAGCUUUUACUGAAGCUGGAGGGGCAGCUGUUGGACAGCAUGAUUUUUCAGGCUUGUGUGGAGCAGAGGUUUGAUGACCCAGGAGAAGGCGUAUCGGUUUCUAAAAACAGUGCCUUUGCAGAGGAAUUUGCGUAUAAUAUCAGAACCAUUUUUGCCAACGUUGAAUCGAAGAUUGGAGAGCCGUCAGAGAUUGAUCAGCGGGAUAAAUAUACAGGCGUAUGUGGCCUCUUUGUGCUCCACUUCCAUAUCUUCAGGGCCGUCGACAAGAAGAUCUACAAAUCUCUGCUGGAUGUGUGUAAAAAGGUCCCUGCAGUGACAUUAGCAGCUAAUAUAAUCUGGUUUCCAGACACGUUUCUGUUAAGCAAAGUCCCUGCGGCAGCUAAACUGAUGGACAAGAAGAGCAUCCAGAGCCUCCGCAGCAGCAGAGAUGCAUUCCUGCAGCAAAAAGCGCAGACACUAAUGAAGGAAAUGCAGUCCUACUAUAUAUUUGUCACCUCCUGGAUGAUGAAGAUGGAGUCUAUAUUAUCAAAAGAACCGAAACCAGACAAACUGUCUGAGGAUUUGAGCAACAGGUGUAAUAUCUUUGUGCAGGGAGUCCUGUAUGCCUACAGCAUCAGCACCAUCAUCAAGACUACUAUGAACAUGUACAUGUCCAUGCAGCGGCCCAUGACCAAGACCUCAGUGAAAGCCCUGUGCCGAUUGGUGGAGCUGUUAAAAGCUGUGGAGCACACGUUCCACCGGCGCUCGCUGGUUGUAGCAGAUUCUGUGUCUCACAUCACGCAGCAGCUGCAGUCUCAGGCUCUGGCCUCCAUCUCUAUUGCUAAGAAACGCGUGAUCUCUGAUAAGAAGUACAGUGAGCAGAGGCUGGAUGUGCUGUCAGCUCUGGUUCUGGCUGAGAACACUCUGAACGGGCCCAGCACCAAAGAGAGGAGACUGAUCGUGUCUCUGGCUCUCAGUGUUGGCACUCAGAUGAAAACCUUCAAGGACGAGGAGCUCUUGCCUUUACAGCUCGUGCUGAAAAAGCUAGAUUUAAUCAGUGAAUUAAGAGAGCGAGUCAAAGUGCAAUGCGACUGCAGUUUCCUGUACUGGCAUCGUACAGUUUUUCCUAUCUACCUGGAUGACGUGUACGAAAACGCUGUGGAUGCGGCCAGAAUUCAUUACAUGUUCAGUGCGCUCCGAGACUGUGUGCCCACCAUGUUGCACGCCAAACACAUGGAGUCCUGUGAUGAACUGCUGGAGUGUUAUGACACUGAGAUCAUGGAAAUCCUCAAUGAGCACUUGCUAGACAAGCUGUGUAAGGAGAUCGAGAAGGACCUGCGCUUGUCUGUGCACACACACCUCAAACUGGACGAUCGAAACCCUUUCAAAGUGGGCAUGAAGGAUAUGGCUCAUUUUUUCUCUCUCAAACCCAUUCGCUUCUUCAACCGUUUCAUUGACAUCAAAGCUUAUGUGACGCACUAUCUAGACAAGACGUUUUACAACUUGACGACUGUGGCUCUUCACGACUGGGCCACGUACAGCGAGAUGAGGAACCUCGCCACACAGCGCUAUGGUUUGGUGAUGACUGAGGCGCAUCUUCCCAGCCAAACUCUGGAACAGGGACUGGACGUCCUGGAGAUCAUGAGGAACAUUCACGUGUUUGUCUCGCGCUACCUAUACAACCUAAACAACCAGAUCUUCAUUGAGAGAACCAGCAACAACAAGCACUUAAACACCAUUAACAUCCGCCACAUUGCCAACUCCAUUCGCACUCAUGGAACCGGUAUCAUGAACACAACGGUGAACUUCACGUAUCAGUUCCUCCGAAAGAAGUUCUACAUCUUCAGUCAGUUCAUGUAUGACGAGCACAUCAAAUCCAGACUCAUCAAAGACAUCCGCUUCUUCAGGGAAACCAAGGAUCAGACCGACCAAAAGUACCCCUUUGAGCGAGCAGAGAAGUUCAACCGUGGCAUCAGGAAGUUGGGUCUUACUCCGGAUGGUCAGAGCUACCUGGAUCAGUUCAGACAGCUCAUCAGUCAGAUCGGCAAUGCGAUGGGUUAUGUGCGCAUGAUUCGGUCCGGAGGGCUGCACUGCUGCAGCAGCGCUAUCAGGUUUGUUCCUGAUCUGGAGGACAUUGUUAACUUUGAGGAGCUUGUUAAAGAGGAAGGCCUUUCUGAAGAGACGCAGAAAUCUGCCAGCCAACUGGACUGUGUGCUUAGUGACCUGACCAGUAACUCGGCUGAAGGAACGGAGUACUUCAAGAUGCUGGUGGGCGUUUUCGCACCAGAGUUUCGCACCGUCAAGAACAUGCACUUGAGGAACUUCUACAUGAUAGUUCCUCCUCUGACGGUAAAUUUCGUGGAACAUUCCAUCAGCUGCAAAGAAAAAUUAAACAAGAAGAACAAAGUGGGAGCUGCGUUUACAGACGAUGGUUUUGCCAUGGGAGUCGCCUACAUCCUGAAGCUUCUGGACCAGUAUCAGGAGUUUGACUCUCUCCACUGGUUCCAGGCUGUGAGGGAGAAGUACAUGAAGGAAAUGAACGCGGUGGUGAAGGAGCAGCACGUUCAGUCCACCAGCCAAGACGAGAAGCUCAUGCAGACCAUGAACCUGACCCAGAAGAGACUUGACGUGUAUCUGCAGGAGUUCGAGCUGCUCUAUUUCUCUCUGAGCAGCGCUCGGAUCUUCUUCAGAGCUGAUAAAACGGCAGCCGAGGAGACCCAGGAGAAGAAAGACAGAGAAGAAGUUGCCAAAACUGGUCCAGGUUCUUCAGCGAUCGAGGGUUCUCCUGGGGAAAGCGGUGCCAAGUGAAACUACAAAGGAUCUUGAAUGAUAUAAAUCACUUGAACAGCAUGGCCUCGCUCCAGAUGAGGUUAUAAACAUUGACCCUCCAGACACCAUGCUUCUUUUGGAGUCUGUAGAGAUGCUCUGCCACCUGCACUCAUUCAACUAAAACUGACUGUGGAUUUGGACCAACGCUUUGGUUUUAGAUCAUGAUUGUUUUCUGUAUCGUCAACGAUGUUCAACAACUGCCUUGUCAAGCAUUAUGCGUUCAUGUAAAUUCAAGAUAUGUGAUUGGUAGAUGAAUGUGUCUAUAGUUUUUUUUUUUUCUUAAAGGGAUAGUUCACCAAAAAUGUUUUAAUUCGGUCAUUAAUUACUCACCCCUCAACACCUUCGUUCAUCUUCAGAACACAAAUGAAGAUAUUUGUGAUGAAAUCCGAGAGCUUUCUGGCCCUCCAUAGACAGAAACGCAUGAUAAACGAAGGUCUUAUGGGUUUGAAACGACAUGAGGGUAAUUUAUGACAGAAUUUUUGGGUGAACUAACCCUUUAAUAUCCUAUUGAUUGUUAGAAACAUUUUUACAGGAUAAAACUGGCCUUUAGGGUACAAUUUUAUUUUAGCUAAAGAAAUUCUAACACCUAAUUAUAUUUCACCCAAAAAUGGAAAUUUUGUUGUCAUUUCAAACCUCUAUGACUUGUUUUGCAUAUAUAUAUUUAUAUAUAGCAGCUUUUAUCCGAAGUGACUUACAAAUGGACAAUGGAAGCGAUUAAAAUCAGCAAAAGAGCAAUGAUACACAAGUGCUAUAACAAGACUCACGUUAGCUUAAUGCGGUACACAUAGCAAGGGCUUGAAUGAAAAGAAAACAGAUACAAAAAGAUUAGAAAGCUAGUUAGUUUUUUUUUUUCUUUUCUUUUUUUACAAUGAACCAAUAGGGACCAAUAGGGUUAUUUUGGACCCCACUGUUCUUCAAAAUAUCUUUUUAUGUUGCUCAGAAGGAAAGACAUAGAUGUUUUGAAUGAAAAGAGGGUGAGUAAACAAUGUCAGACUUUCCAUUUUUGGGUGAACUUUCCUUUCAACGUUGAAUAAUGUAAACCAGAAUCUUUUUUUUUUCUGUCAAGAGUACUAGUUUACUUAACUAAUGAUUUUCUGUCCAAAACUCGUUCAGCACCAUACUCUUUGAAAUGUGUAUAAUAUAAAAUGUAGCACACCAACAAAUAGUCUGAUUGUGCUGCCUAAAAUAUAUCGCAAUGUGUCCGACAGUAAAAAAAAAACUGAUCAAUUGUCCUUGAGCACUGUGGAGGAGGAAGUUGAAUUAUACUUGCCUUAAAGCUGCUGCUGUUACAGCACACUACACAGCAGUUCCUUCACUCUGAUUUUCUUGACUAUACUGACCUUUCGUAAGUAAUUUGUGUUAACCAUUAACCUCAUGCCAUCUUUAUUAAAAGACUUGGGGAAAAAAAAAGCAUGUCUGAAACACAGCUUCAGGAUUAGUCAUGCAUUACAGGCACACACACAACAUGCUCGUACCAAACACCCCCUUCCCAUACAGAGUCCAAACACUGGUUCAGGAAAGCCGUUCUGCUUUAUUACAAAGAAAGGGAGCUUUAAAGGUGGUCAGAAAAUACAAGAUUGGUCUGUUUUUCGUACUAUGAGUUUUCCCUUUCCUACGAAAUGCUUCUAUUCAAAUAGCUGCAGCUGAAAUGUCUCCCCCUUGUUUGUUUUUUUUCACUAUACAGAUGUCCUCGCUCGGGCCUUCCGUGUCGCCUUUAUUCGUUUAGUUGAAUUGGUCUUUUAAGUGCACAGGGUAACAAACGUGAUUCCCCGUCUGGCAGCUCAACAUACUGUUCACUAAUGUUUUUUUUUGUCUUUUGCGGUUUAUUUUUUGCUUCUACCACAUAAUGCCAUUUCGGUUCACCUCCUAAAAACGAGGUCAAGCAUAGGUACUUCUUUCAAAAUAGACGCCAUGUAUAUAUAUAUAGAUACAUCUAUCUAUCUAUAUAUAUCAUAUAUAUACACAUUCAUACAUACAUAUCUUUAUUCAUGUGAUGUCCAAAAACUAAAAAAAAAUGUACACGUUUAUUACAAAUUCGUAACAAAGACUGAAAAGGGUUCGUAUUCAUUCUGGAACAAUGUUUCUCGGUAAGCUCACAACCGCCUGGUCCACGGGUUGUGCCCAACAACGGUCACAGAAACAGUCUGAUUAGGAUUUACCGAUGCUAAGCAGAAAACAACGCAGGUGGAUGGAGCAAAAGAACCGGGAAAUGAAAAAGGAAAAAAAAACGGGUGGGGGAAAGGAAAAAAGCACCUCCUUGAUGUUAAUGACCGCGUCAUUCCAGACGACGACGGGAGCGAGUUUUCCCACAUUAAAAAAAAAAA